UGCCCCCACGGGGUGACGUUGUGGAGCAGCUCGCUGUCCCCGGGCUGCACAGUCAGUGCAUCCCCAUAGAGAGCGGACAGACAGCAAGCAAGCCGCCCACCCGCUCGCUCGCUCGCCCGCCAGCCAGCCAGCAGGCAGAAGUGAUGCUGGAGCGCUCGCAGAGGCUAAAGCAGAACGUAGCUUGAAGAGGCAGCGGAGGAAUAAAUAUAUAUAAUAUAUAUAUAUAUAGAUAUCAAUACUAAAGACGCCCUCUCGUUCAGCAGCAACCCCGAGGCGAGACCCGAGGCGAGUGUGGAUGCGACAGAGAGCAGCGGCGGUGAACUCAAGGCAACCGGGCAAUGGACCAACACGGAGCGGCGUGCGGGGAGCGCGGCUGGGCUGUCUUCUUUCAAACUGCCCUCCUGCUUCUGGGAUCCAACCCGGGACUUCAGCACUUCGCCUACGGAAUGGAUCUACCAGGAGGAACACGGUUGCAGCAGGCCACCCCAGCAUGGAACAAUUCCAGCGAUUCAGAUUAUUACCUGAUCCUUGAUGAGCCAAUGAAUAAUAUCACAACCUCGCUUGGUCAGACGGCAGAGCUGUACUGUAAAGUGUCCGGCAAUCCGGCACCCUCCAUCCGAUGGUUGAAGAACGACGCUCCUGUUGUCCAGGAACCGCGGAGGAUAUCCUACCGACUGACGAACUAUGGCUCCCGGCUCCGAAUACGAAACCUCGACACCACCGACACGGGAUAUUUCCAGUGUGUGGCCACAAAUGGGCAAAAGUCCGUGUCAACCACCGGUGUGCUUUUUGUCAAAUUCGGGCCUCCGCCGACUCCAAAUUCAGGCAAGGAAACACAAGUUACGUUUGAAGAAGAUGGCUUUUGUCAGCCCUAUAGGGGCAUCGCCUGUGCAAGGUUCAUUGCAAACAGCAGCAUUUAUGUGGACUCUCUACAAAUGCAAGGAGAAAUUGAGAACCAAAUCACAGCUGCUUUCACGAUGAUAGGGACCUCGAAUCAUCUGACAGACCGUUGUUCGCAGUUUGCCAUCCCCUCGCUGUGUCAUUUUGCAUUCCCGUACUGCGAUGAUACAUCGUCGAUGCCCAAACCUCGUGACCUUUGCAGAGAUGAGUGCGAGAUCCUGGAAAAUGACCUGUGCAAGACCGAAUAUAUCUUUGCCAGAUCCAACCCUUUGAUCCUAAUGAGACUGAAGCUACCAAACUGUGAAGAUCUUCCCAUGCCAGACAGCCCAGAGGCUGCAAACUGCAUGCGCAUUGGAAUUCCAAUGGCAGAACCUAUAAAUAAAAAUCACAAAUGUUUCAAUAUCAGUGGUAAUGAUUACCGUGGCACAGUGAGCUCAACCAAAUCAGGGCAGCAGUGUCAGCCAUGGAACUCCCAAUAUCCACACAGUCAUUCUUACACUGCCGUUAAAUAUCCCGAGCUCAGUGGUGGCCAUUCCUAUUGCCGGAACCCAGGAAAUCACAAGGAUGCUCCUUGGUGCUUCACUCUGGAUGAGACCGUGAAAUUGGAGUUGUGUGAGAUUCCUCUGUGUGAUUCCAAAGAAAGCACCAAGAUGGAGAUUCUUUAUAUCCUGGUCCCCAGUGUGGCAAUUCCUCUGGCAAUUGCUCUUUUGUUCUUCUUUAUCUGUAUUUGUCGUAACAAUCAAAAGUCGUCCACGCCUGUCAUCCAACGGCAGCCAAAACCCGUACGAGGCCAAAAUGUUGAAAUGUCCAUGCUCAAUGCGUACAAACCAAAGCAGAGCAAAGCAAAGGAGUUGCCUCUUUCUGCCGUUCGUUUUAUGGAAGAGUUAGGAGAAUGUGCUUUUGGAAAAAUCUACAAAGGUCAUCUUUACCUCCCAGGAAUGGAUCAUGCGCAACUUGUUGCGAUAAAGACCCUCAAGGACUUUGGUAAUUCGCAGCUUUGGGCAGAGUUCCAGCAGGAGGCAUCCCUGAUGUCAGAACUGCAUCAUCCCAAUGUCGUCUGCCUACUUGGGCUGGUGACACAGGAGCAACCAGUCUGCAUGCUAUUUGAAUACAUGAACCAUGGUGACCUUCAUGAAUUUCUCAUCAUGAGAUCGCCCCAUUCUGAUGUUGGCUGCAGCAGCGAUGAAGAUGGAACUGUCAAAUCAAGUCUGGACCAUGCAGAUUUUUUGCACAUCUCCAUCCAGGUAGCAACCGGGAUGGAAUACCUGUCCAGUCAUUUUUUUGUUCACAAGGACCUUGCUGCACGCAACAUCAUUAUUGGUGAGCAACUGAGAGUGAAGAUAUCUGAUCUUGGUCUUUCAAGAGAGAUAUAUGCCGCUGAUUAUUUCAGGGUACAAAAUAAGUCCCUCCUUCCAAUUCGCUGGAUGCCCCCUGAAGCUAUAUUGUUUGGGAAGUUCUCUAGCGACUCAGAUAUUUGGUCUUUCGGCGUGGUGCUAUGGGAGAUCUUUAGUUUUGGGCUGCAGCCAUAUUAUGGAUUUUCUAAUCAAGAGGUGAUAGAAAUGGUAAGGAAGAGGCAAUUACUCCCAUGCCCAGAGGAUUGCCCUCCUAGAAUGUAUGACCUAAUGACAGAAACCUGGAAUGAGAUCCCAGCUAGAAGACCACGAUUUAAGGAUGUUCAUGCCAGACUUAGAUCCUGGGAAGGACUAUCAAGCCAUACCAGUUCCACAACGCCAUCUGGUGGGAAUGCCACAACCCAGACGACAUCUCUCAGUGCAAGCCCAGUUAGUAAUCUCAGUAACACAAGGUAUCCAAUUCAUAUAUAUCAAGCACAGGGCAUACCCCAGGGGCAGAUGGGUGGCCUCAUUGGUCCACAAAUAGCCCAGCAUCAAAGAUUCAUUCAAGUUAACAGUUAUCCUAUGCCUGCAGGAUAUGCUGCAUAUCCAACUACUCAUUACCAGCAAGGACCGCCACGAAUCAUUCCGCAUGGUCCACCACCGAAGAGCCGAUCACCCAGUAGCGGGAGUGGAUCGACGAGCACUGGUCAUGUGACAAGCUUGCCUUCUUCAGGAUCAAAUCAUGAUGCAAACACUCCAUUGCUAUCUCAUCAUCUAUCCAUGGCAAGCCAUCCUGGUGGACAUAGUGUGCCGAUCUUUACACACAUAUCCCACAAAACAAUGCAAAUGGACCCAAUCCAGGCAACACUACUGGGGGACAGUGAUGGACAGUUGAUAAAUGAAUCCAUUAUUAGAGCUGAAUUGUAAAAUAUAUACAUACAUAUACAGGAAAGAACUGCAGAUGCUGGUUUAAAUCGAAGGUAGACACACAAUGUUGGAGUAACUCAGUGGGACAGGCAGCAUCUCUGCAGAGAAGGAAUGGGUGACGUUUCGGGUCGAGACCCUUCAUCUGAAGAAGGGUCUCGACCCGAAAUAUCACCCUUUCCUUCUUUCCAGAGAUGCUGCCUGUCCCGCUGUGUUACUCCAGCAUUUUGUGCCUACAUACAUAUAUAUAUAUAUAUAUAUAUAAAUAUAUAUUCUUAGAAUUUGUUUCAACAGUUUUAAUAAUUAUGUAUAAUCUAAUUUUAGAAAGAUAAUAGGGAACAAAACAAAGAUUUAUAUACAUGAUAACACAGCUCGUGAAGUCUGUUAGCAACCUAACAUUCUCAUCCUGACUUAACAGCAAUGGAUGCCUUCUGCAGUAUAUUUUUUCACCCGUUUCCUCCAUUUGUGUCCUGAGAGUGCAUUUUCUGGGUUGCAUGUUUGACAUCAGCAAUCAGCAUCAGACUAUUCCUCUACAGCCUUUCUUCCAAGGUAAGCCUGCAAUCUGUAUAGAUGGGCAGUUCAACGUUGGAGGACAUAUUUGUUCUACCUUAUGCAGACUUACCUGAAGGUAAGACACGCACUCGCCUUUCAACAUGAGUCUCUGAAUUGUGGUCUGCGUUUGAUCAACAUCGACUCUCCCUUUGCCAAUAUAGAAUGCUGAGACAUGUUGUAUAUACCAGGUAUUGGCCUGGAUGAGAUUGUGUGCAGCAGGAACAACGAAGGAGCCAAGGAGCUUCACCUCUGUAAAUUUCUGUAUUACACUGGGCAUUGUAUUGGAUCCUUGGAAGGCUGCACCAAAGACUUUUUUCAGAUAUUCAUUAUUCAAUGUACAGAAUCUGCACAUAACCAUAAAAGUACUUCAGUUACGUGGUUUGCGGAGAGAAAAAUCUGCAUACACAGAAGAAAAUAAGAUAUUUCAUUGAAAAAUCUACUUUUUUUUUAAAGAGAAACACUAAUAAUUCUGCUGAUUUUUAAAAGAAAAUCAACAUUUUGAAGAUAUCUCCUUCUAGAAGCAAUUCUCUGAAUUGUCUGGUUCUUUAUGAUUUCUCUUAGAAUGGUUGGAUUUGAUUUUUAUUGAAUUCAUAUGUUUUGGGGAAAUGAUCAUGGCGACAUAGUAAAAGACUACAGCUAUAACAUGUUUGAUUUGAGACACAUUAUAAAUUAGAAUUUUUAAAUUUAUAUAAAUAGUAAGUUUAAUUUUCACUUAUAUUUGUUGCUAUGCAACUAUUUAAUGUAAAUUGGUCCAACAUGCAAGCUUUGAGAUGACAAUCAACUUUUUUUAUUGGGGAUAUUACUUUGUGUUUGGGAAUCUGAUUUAGUGAAUAAACUGAAGUGAUAGAGAGAAUGACUAUUCAGUAAAAUAAUACUUAAUUUGAUGCUGAAAAGAGAGCAUGCCAGGAAAUGUUGCCGAUUCUCAUAAGAUAACAUUGAGGGCAAUUUGUCCUUAUUCUCGUGCAUUGAAAGAUCUGGUUAAUAGAUGACCUCAAUGAGCAUCAACCUACUUCAUUACAAACAACUGGACACAUUUUUGCCUGAUGUGUGAGCUGCCAUGUUGUGCAGUUGCUGAGGUUGUAUAAAGUUUUUAAUGAUGAUACAUGAACUAAACUAUCGGUUACAACUCGCAGUGUGAUCUGAAUUUGAUUUGCCCUACUGACAGACAUUUUCAUUUACAAAACCACUUCCUGCAAAUAUUUUGUGAUGAGGUGUGCUUUAUAUUUUCUAUUUUUGAAUAUCUAUUGUUUGUAUAUUUUACUAGGACACAAGCUGGUUAAUAUGUUUGUAAUGAGAAGGCAAGCAUUCAUGGCUAAUACGAUAUGUGGGUUAUGUUGUAAUAGGAUUUAUUUCUCCACAAAUGUUUUUGCACAGAUGUUUUUUUUUUAAUGUUUUGUAUGAAGAAUUUCAAAUACAUCCCUGCAUUGUA
Molecule: messenger RNA, 5139 nt
Organism: Leucoraja erinaceus (little skate)
Lineage: Eukaryota; Metazoa; Chordata; Chondrichthyes; Rajiformes; Rajidae
Gene: ror1
Product: receptor tyrosine kinase-like orphan receptor 1
Exons: 9
Coding region: 339-3161 (940 amino acids)
Biological process (GO): cell surface receptor protein tyrosine kinase signaling pathway; protein phosphorylation; positive regulation of kinase activity
Cellular component (GO): signaling receptor complex
Molecular function (GO): ATP binding; protein binding; protein kinase activity
Source: RefSeq, a predicted model, not a curated record